CGUUCCUCCGCAGCCAUGGCCGCCCCGUCGGAGCCCCUCACCGCCGCUACCCCUCCCGCACCACCGCCCCCCGCCCGCCGCUGCCUCCCCGCUCUCUCCGUGGAGCCUCUGCUCUUCCUCGCCACGCUGGCUCUCGGUUUGCAGGGCCCGCUGGCCACCCAGUACCUAUGGGAUCGGCUGGGGGCCGAACGCGGCUACGUGGGCCCCAAUGGCAGCAGCCCCGACGGCUGCGGGAACGGCAGCGGAGCCGUCGAGCCGCUGCGGGAGGAGGUGGAAGCGUCGGUCGCCCAUUGGAACCUCUACAUCAAUCUGGGGGGUUUCUUCGUCGGGCUGUUCUCGGUGACUCUCUUCGGGCCGUGGAGCGACAGCGCGGGCCGGCGGCCGGUGCUGGUACUGCCGGCGGUGGGCAUGGCGAUGCAGGCGGCCGUGUACCUCCUCGUCAUGUACCUGCGGCUGCACGUCGCCUACCUGCUCCUAGGGCGCGUGGUCAGCGGUCUCCUGGGGGAUUACAACCUGAUCCUGGCCGGCUGCUUCGCCUCCGUAGCCGAUAGCAGCGACCAGCGCGCCCGCACCUUCCGCGUGGCCAUCCUCGAGGCUUGCCUUGGCGUGGCGGGCAUGGUGGCCAGCCUUGGUGGUGGCCAGUGGCGUAAAGCUGAGGGUUACAUCAACCCCUUCUGGCUGGUGCUCGCCGCCAGCCUCGCUGCUGCCCUCUAUGCCGCUCUGUGUCUGCAGGAAACGGUGAAGCAGCGGAGAGCGGCCAAGCUGUUGACUCUCCAACACUACAAGGCUGUCUACAAGCUGUACACGGCCCCGGAAAACCUGAGCUCCAGGAGGAAGCUUGCCCUCUACUCCUUGGCUUUCUUUCUUCUUGUCACUGUCCAUUUCGGAACCAAAGACCUCUAUGUUUUGUAUGAACUUGGCUCCCCACUCUGCUGGGCCUCAGAUCUCAUUGGGUUCGGCUCAGCUGCCAGCUACCUGGCGUACCUGAGCAGCCUGGGGGGGCUGCGGCUGCUGCAGCUCUGCCUGGAGGACACCUGGGUGGCAGAGAUAGGACUCAUCUCCAAUAUUGCUGGGCUGGUGGUGAUUUCUCUUGCUACUACAACACCACUGAUGUUUACAGGUUAUGGGAUUAUGUUCCUGUCCAUGGCAGCUACUCCAGUUAUCAGAGCCAAGCUCUCCAAGCUGGUCAGUGAGACGGAGCAGGGUGCACUCUUUGCCUCUGUUGCCUGUGUGGAAGGGCUGUGCUCACUUGUGGCUACAGGGGUGUUCAACUCCCUCUACCCUUCCACCUUGCACUUCAUGAGGGGAUUCCCCUUUCUUUUUGGAGCCAUCAUUCUCCUUAUUCCAGCAGCCAUCAUGGGGUGGAUAGAAAUCCAGGACUCCAGCCUUCAGUACAGCCACUUCUCAGAUGCUUCCUUGUCUCCUGCAGAUGGCUGAGUAGCAGCUUAGCAAUGAGAAUUGGCCAUUCUGGCAGUGUCUGUCCAUGGACUGCUGUUUGUUCUUCACUUGCAGAGCAGAUCAGUGUCUGAGGGACACCUUGGUUGUCCUCACUGAUUUUUAAAUGCCCAAAAGUUGGAAGUCAUGGCUCUGAGAGCCAGGGAAAAGUUGACGUGCAGAUGUGAAUGUCUGCUUGCUCAUUACAGAGAACCCAAGGGACUACUCAAAAGCCAAUCAAGAGUAAAAGCAGUCAGUGGCCUUUUACGAGACCAGUAGUGGUUGGGUUGGGUUUGUCUGGGUUGAGUUUGGUUGGGUUGGCUGGGUUUGGUUGGUUGGGUUGGAUUGGGUUGAGUUGGGUUUGUUUGGGUUGAAAUUGGUUGGGUUUAAUUGGUCUGGGUUGGGUUGGGUUGAGUUGAAUUGGGUUGAGUUUGGUUUGUAAAGUGAGGGUGGGGAUGGAUAAUGAGAGAGAGUUGAAUUCUGGCUUAAUUGGUAUUCUGAGUAGCACAGUGUGCAGCAGCUGAGCUGUUGGUGUGGGUGAGGCCCAGACCAAAGCUUGCAGGGUGAGGCAGCCCGACCGUGUUCUGCUUUAAGAACACCUGUGCUCCAAAUCAAUGUGUUGUGAUUAAAAGUCAUAGGAAUGUUGCAGGCCAGUAGUUUUCCAUGGGAGUGCUAUUGCUGUCCUUGUUCACUGAGAUAGCUUUAGCUUCACAGUGGAGCUCUAAGAAGAAAAUGUGCUAGAAGUGCUUGUUGCUAUGAGUGCCAACGGUCUGUCUGCAGCUCACACCAGCUCAGGUUGGAUAUUAGGAAAUAUUUAUUCUCUGCAAGAGUGGUGAUGCAGUGGCACGGCUGCCCAGGGAGGUGGUUUGGGUGCUGUGGAGAUGUGGCACUGAGGAAUGGGUCAAUGUGGAAGGAUGGGUUGGGGAUCUGAGAGCACUUUUCCAACCUGAAUGGUCCUGUGAUUCUGUGAUUGUGAAAUCAAAUGGCAGAGCCAGAAGCAGUCCUUCCUCAUCAGCCCGUGGUGUGUUGGGUUGAGCUGCUAAGGGAACAGUAUAAAUGUCUUUGGAAGUAAAAAUUCUUUUGUGUAAGGGGCACCCAUGAUUUUUUGCCAGUGGCUUCACGUCUGCCCUUCUCAGGACAUGUUGAUGGCAACAAGCAAACCUCCGCAUUCGUGGUAUUUGUAAUUGUUCUUUUCAAAGCAUUAACUAUAUUGCUUCAAUCCUAUUCACGCUGCCAUAAACCACCGGUUCUGUGUACACUGCGUUGAACACAGAGUUCUGAUGUCUGCAAUAAUGUGCAAUUGCUUAGUGGUCAGAUUACUUUCAGAGUGAAUAAAACCCCCAUUUUCUUUUA
This is a messenger RNA of Tympanuchus pallidicinctus (lesser prairie-chicken), 2787 nucleotides long. RefSeq names its product solute carrier family 46 member 1 (gene SLC46A1). Gene Ontology annotation, biological process: transmembrane transport. Lineage: Eukaryota; Metazoa; Chordata; Aves; Galliformes; Phasianidae. The record is from RefSeq and is a predicted model, not a curated record. Gene Ontology annotation, molecular function: transmembrane transporter activity. Gene Ontology annotation, cellular component: plasma membrane. Bases 16 to 1437 code for a protein of 473 amino acids. The transcript is spliced from 5 exons.